UGAUUAGGUGUAUAUAAUAAGCGAUUUGGAUGGUUUAUUUGGUUUUUGAAAUUGCUGCUCUGCUACUACUACUGCUUGUUGACUAGGUGAGUUAGAUAGUUUUCAAUGGCGAAUAGAGUCGGAUCGUUUUCGCAGACAAAUAAUGUAUCCUCUGAAGGAAACGGAAGGGAUGAUCUGUAUAUGGAGUUAUGGAAGUUAUGUGCCGGACCACUGGUUGAGGUUCCUCGAGCUGAAGAGAGGGUUUACUAUUUUCCUCAAGGGCAUAUGGAACAGUUGGAAGCGUCCACGAAUCAGGAGUUGAAUCAGAGGAUUCCGUUGUUUAAUCUUCCAUCGAAGAUUCUUUGCCGUGUUGUUCAUAUUCAGAUGCUGGCUGAACAAGAAACUGAUGAAGUUUAUGCACAAUUAACUUUGUUGCCGGAACCAAAUAAUCAACCUGAGCCAACAACUCCUGAUGAAUGCCCUCCUGAGCCUCAAAGACCUACCGUGUACUCAUUCUGCAAGGUUUUAACAGCCUCAGAUACAAGCACCCAUGGAGGCUUUUCUGUUCUUCGAAAACAUGCCACUGAAUGCCUUCCUCCACUGGACAUGAACCAGGCAACGCCAACCCAGGAAUUGGUUGCAAAGGAUCUUCAUGGUUACGAGUGGCGCUUUAAGCAUAUAUUCAGAGGCCAACCAAGGAGGCAUUUGCUGACAACAGGAUGGAGUACAUUUGUAACUUCAAAGCGAUUAGUCGCUGGUGAUUCCUUUGUGUUCCUGAGAGGAGAGAGUGGGGAGCUUCGUGUCGGAGUUAGGCGUGUAGCUCACCAACUGAGCAGCAUGCCGUCAUCAGUCAUAUCAAGUCAGAAUAUGCACUUAGGAGUGCUUGCAACUGCAUCUCAUGCUGUUUUAACUCAGUCCCUCUUUGUUGUCUACUAUAAGCCAAGGACAAGUCAGUUCAUCAUCGGGUUGAACAAAUAUUUAGAUGCCCUUAAUAAUAAGUUUGUAGUUGGCAUGAGAUUUAAGAUGAGGUUUGAAGGGGAAGAUUCUCCUGAGAGAAGGUUUUCUGCAACAAUUGUUGGGGUUGAAGAUUUUUCUCCUCACUGGAAAGAUUCAAAAUGGCGUUCAUUGAAGGUACAAUGGGAUGAGCCUGCCUCUAUUCAGAGGCCUGACAGGGUUUCACCAUGGGAGAUAGAACCCUUUGUUGCUCCAAUUCCACCAGCUCUGGCUCAACCGAAUGCAGCUAAGAACAAACGGCCUCGACCGCCCACUGAAAAUCCUGCUCUAUAUAUGUCAACAACAGCAUCAGCUCCUUGGAAUUCUGGAGUGAUGCAUUCCCAUGAUCCAACUCAGCGUAACAUUUCUGCUGAAGCUAAAAGAAAUGAAGGAAGCUGGCUGUCUUCUGGCAUGAGUGUUUCUCAGCAUCUGUUUCCUGAUGCAAGAGAGGAUAGCAAAAGUGUCUCUGGUUGGCCUCUUCUUUCAGGCUUUUCAAAUCCACAACUGAAGGAUGAUUUAACCUUUGAUCCAAUUGAAAAGUUAAAGAAAUCUGAGACAGCAGCUAGUUGUCGAUUGUUUGGUAUUGAACUGAUAAACCACUCUGUGGGCUCAACAACUCCAGUGGAGAGGACAUCCACACAACUUUCUAAGGUGACUGCUGGUACAACUGAAGGACAUGGUCCAACUAUUCUGUCGUCACCCACUGAUUCUGACCAGAAACCUGACAAUUCAAAAGAUUCUAAAGAGAAGCAACAGGAACAGUUACAGGUAUCGGCAAAAGAGAUCCAGAGCAGGCAAAGUCCUAAUUCUACAAGAAGUCGUACUAAGGUUCAGAUGCACGGAGUUGCUGUUGGUCGUGCUGUUGACUUGACCAUGUUGGCAGGAUAUGAUCAGCUUAUAGAUGAAUUAGAGGAGAUGUUUGAUAUUAAGGGAGAGCUUCACCCAAGGAAUAAGUGGGAGAUCGUCUACACUGAUGAUGAAGGGGAUAUGAUGCUUGUAGGCGAUGACCCAUGGCCGGAAUUUUGUAAUAUGGUAAGAAGGAUUUUUAUCUGUUCAAGCCAGGAUGUGAAAAAGAUGACCACAGGAAGCAAACUUCCCAUGUCUAUUAUUGAAAGUGAAGGGACUGAUUGACUCGGAUUAAAGUAGCAACUUUUUUCCCCCUCUUUUCCCCAUUCAGUACCUGUUGUUUGUUUUUUGUUGUUGUUGUUGCCAGUGGGAGCCUUUGUCUUUAACUUUUCAACUUAUGAGUCAAGGGACACUGAUCACUAGCUCGUUUUUUGGAGCUGUCUACCAUAGGAGACUAAAAUACAUCUCCUGGAUUUGAAGAACCAAGACUUGUUCGUGAAUUAGUAUGGGUUAGAGGCUAGGGCUAGGAUCAUGUGAAUACUUGUUGUGGUGGGUGGUGUUUCUAGUCUUUUGGUUUCCUCUGCUUGUAAAUAUAUAAAUGUGUCGCAUUUUAGUUUCCUUUAGUUGUUAGCCUCUGUGGGUCGGUCUUCGUUGGUGAUUAGCCCCUUUUAUCUGACUAGAAGAUAGCCUGGAUUAGGAUAUGAAGCAGUGAGCUGAUUGAGGAUGUCAAAUCCUUUGUAAAUUUUCAUUGCUUUGCGAAACUUUAGACCUUUUAUU
This is a messenger RNA of Hibiscus syriacus, 2595 nucleotides long. Its product is annotated as auxin response factor 9-like. Gene Ontology annotation, cellular component: nucleus. Gene Ontology annotation, molecular function: DNA binding; protein binding. Gene Ontology annotation, biological process: regulation of DNA-templated transcription; response to hormone. The coding region runs from base 106 to 2103 and encodes 665 amino acids. The transcript has 16 exons. The record is from RefSeq and is a predicted model, not a curated record. NCBI's taxonomy places the organism in Eukaryota, Viridiplantae, Streptophyta, Magnoliopsida, Malvales, Malvaceae.